AGCGAAGCCUGCGAGCUGUUUUUUGUCAGCUGGUGGCUGCGACUCCCAGCUACGUCAACUAUCUAGCGAGACAACAACAAGUUAACUUGGGCCAUUAAUGAGCAACAGCGAGAUUUAAAAAUGAGUGAACAGAGGGCUCGACCUCCACGGCACGAAUUAAAAGAACUUUAACUAAGAGUCAGCCUUAACCGCGUCAUCCAACGUUGGCAAGCCUCAUGAAAAAGAGAGUUGUAUUGUCCUAGCUUGCUAGCUAACGUUAGCUAUUUGUCUUGUGAGUUACCGACAUGGCUACUAGAGAGAUGGCUUUACGGCAGACAUACCGUCACCCACCGGAGAGCAUAAAGCAGGAGCAGGAUGACGACUCGGACGUGGAGGAAACUCACUUGGGGCUGAGGAGGUCAGACGGGCUGGAGUCUCAGAUCAUCCACAGCGGACACUUUAUGGUGUCCUCGCCCCAUUGCGAGCACCCUCCGAAGAAAGGCUACGACUUCGAUACUGUCAACAAGCAGACCUGUCAGACCUAUCAUUUUGGCAAGGCGAGCAUGUCGCACCUCUCCAUAGACGCUUCCUUGACCAAACUCUUUGAGUGCAUGACUCUUGCGUACAGUGGUAAGUUGGUAUCUCCCAAAUGGAAGAACUUCAAAGGUCUAAAACUGCUUUGGAGGGACAAGAUCCGCCUCAACAACGCCAUAUGGAGAGCCUGGUAUAUGCAGUAUGUGGAGAAAAGGGAAAAUCCUGUUUGUCACUUUGCAACUCCUCUCGAUGGAAAUAUGGACUUGGAUGUCCAACGUCCUGCAGAGGGCAGUACCACGGAUGGGAAAUGCUGGAAAAGAAGAAUUGAAAUCGUCAUAAGAGAAUAUCACAAGUGGAGAACAUACUUUAAAAAAAGGUUACAGAAGCACAAGGAUGACGACCUCUCGAGCUUGCUUAAGGGACCAGAGGAGCAGUUAUCGCUGUUUGGGGAAGUCUCUCCAGACAUGCUCCGUGUCUCCUUUUACCAGGAUGAAGAGGCCGCUGCACGCCGUGUGCCUCGUAGGCUUAAUGAAACACCUGCCCCUAUGGAGAUGGACCCCCUCUUUGACAUGGAUGUUCUGAUGUCUGAGUUUUCAGACACGUUGUUCUCUACGUUGGCCUCGCACCAGCACAUAGCCUGGCCUAAUCCAAGGGAGAUUGCUCAUGCAGGGAACGCAGACAUGAUCCAACCAGGACUCAUUCCUUUACAACCCAACCUAGACUUCAUGGACUCCUUUGAUCCACUGCAAGACUUAUUUCACAGCCUCCGUCCGCCCGUCUUCCACUCUGUUUUACCCACUGCAUCAUCUGUCACCCCUCUACCCAGCAGCAGCUCUCAGUCACAGGCCCAGUUAAUGUCCUCCAUGCUCACAAGCAACCACAUCUCCCCUCCUGUGCCCCUGCCCACCCCCUCUCCCAUGGCCAGUCAAACCAGCCGAACAGGUGGUGGUGGUUGUAGUGGUAGUAAUGCUGCCUAUGUACAAAACUACAUGCCUCUGUUUCCUGGGCAGGUAGCACCCAGUAAUCAAGCAGUCGUUUCCUCAGUCUCUCAGUCAUUAUCCCAUGAUCCUCUGGCACAGUGCCUUCCAGAUCGGGACAUGGCCUCAGCAGCACCCAUGGUUCCACUACCCUUGGACAACACCUCAGUGCUGGAUGAGACAGCAGCACAGUCUGUGAUUACACACACGGCCUCCUCUACUGUCACACCCAGCGAUGCAGCAACCACCUUCAGCCACACCUCAGAAUAUAGCUCCAUAUCUACACAACCUCCAGCUUCUCCUUCCCAACUCCAGCCCUUGGCUCCAUUACCUGCCACUCCUGUCCAGCACCCUCAGACUUUUGCCCUGCCUCGCCCCUUUCUGUCACCUGGUUCAAACAAAAAACGCCUCAUCCUCACAGCCCCUUUCCCAGGUCAUGCCAAUGCUGUAAUUGUUACACCAACACCUCUAAAAGCAGAUGUGGUCCAUAAUACUGGAGUGGUCAUCACUCCUUCUCAGCUUGGAGGGGCUCCUGGAUUUCAUGUUUUGUCUAAGACAAAGAAGUCUCCCCAGCCUAUUCUCCCCAAAGGAAAGUCUUAUUCUUCCAGCCGCAGGAAUCAGAAAGCCUCCUCUAGUGUCGGUCACAGUCAGCCGGGAUCAAGUCAAGGAUCACCAUGUGGGUUAGAUCAAGUUCCUAGUCCCCAGUCACUGAUCAGCAGCAGCAGUACACCUCUGGUAAAGAAUGAACAAAAUCAGAGCCGGAGGACAACACACAUAUCUGCUGAGCAAAAGAGACGAUCAAACAUAAACAUUGGCUUUAAAACACUCUGCAACUUGGUUCCUACUCUAAAGUCACAAAUAAAUAUCAGUAAUGCAGUCACAUUGCAGAAGACAGUGGAUCACAUUGGGAAGCUCCAACAGGAGAGACAGCAGAUGCAGGAAGAGGCCAAGAGACUACGUGAGGAGAUAGAAGAGCUCAACACCUCCAUUAACUCGUGUCAGGAACAGCUUCCUGCGACAGGGGUACCCAUCAGGCGGCAUCGGGUCAACCACAUGCAAGAGAAGUUCAAUGAAUAUGUAAAGGACCGCACUCUUCAGAACUGGAAGUUCUGGAUUUUCAGCAUCAUUAUCAAGCCUCUCUUUGAGUCAUUCAAUGGGAUGGUGUCAACUACAAGCAGGGCAGAGCUGUGUCAGACCACCCUGCAAUGGCUCGAGCGUCACUGCUCCCUUCCAGUCCUCAGACCCAUGGUGCUGAGUACCCUUCGCCAGCUGAGCACAACCACGUCCAUACUUAGUGAUCCAUCCCUGCUGCCUGAAGAAGCCCUCCAGGCCGUCACAACCACAGACACACAGCCUUGCUCUCAGAGGAGGUGAGGUGACCCAAGAGCCACAUGAACCUUUUAACAGCAAUCAUUAAAAUGACAUAUCACAAGAUUACCUUAUAGCCAUUCAGCAAGGUCACCACGUCUUCCACAGAGUUCCCUGAAAAAUAAAUGACACAAUAUUUGCAAGUUAGGUCUGGCUUACUUUUACUCUGUAUGUACAAUGGUCAUACAUUUGUUCUGUUGUACAUUGAUUCUUGGGAAUGAUUCACACAGAGAGCGCCAUCUUUGAAAUUACAUUUAUAUAGCAAAAAUGUCUUUCAUAUUAUAUUUGAAUGACAGCAACUGCUACAACCUUCUCCUGCUUUAGGUGAAGAUCUUCUGAAUACUUUAUUGAAGGGUGGUACUGGUUGUUUGCUUUUUGAACAACAAUAUAUAUUUAAAUUACUUUCAUAAUGUAAAAACACAACAUUGUGUUAAAAAAGGGAAAUAUUGAGUGAUCGUUCAUUUUGUGUUCUCUCUCAGGUGUAAAAAAUAUGUGGAUAGGAUGGGGUUUUUUUACAAGGAGAUGAGAUGAAUGUGGGAUUUUGUAUUAAGACUAGUUGGCAGUGUAGUUUGUGCUUUUUGGUUUCACAGCAGAAUGUAAAGGAUUGCCUGAAACAUGGUGAAGUUGAUCACCAGUGGGCUGGUCUGUGCUAAAUAAUUAUAAGAAAGCUGAGAGCGCCAUUGUCUUUUCCAUCCCUCAUUUACUCAGGUGUAUGUUAUUUUGCCUUUCAACAAUAGUGGUUUCUUUGUGGUUUUCAAUCCAUGCUGACCAUCUUCCUUCAUACUUUGCUUGCUCUGCCCAUUUCCAGUGAGUUCAACUGCAAAAUGUACAAGAAAGCCUUCAUCUUAAAAACAGUAUGUUACAUACAUGGGUUUCUACUGGGCAGGUCACAGCAUAAUGGAGAGAUAUUAUUUACAGCCCUCAUAGGGAGCAUGACUGAAAUAGCAGUGCAGAUUUUAUAUAUAAAUGCUAUAAACAUACACAACACGUACAGUGUUACAAGAUCUAAGCAAAAUGCACAGUAAUGUUGUCAGGGUCUUUUUUGGUUCUUUGUUGGUCACUCAGGGCUGCGCUGGUCAGCGUAAUCAUUUUCUAUUCAGCUAUGAACAAAUCAAGUCAGGGUCCUUCUGAGCAGGAAAACACGUCUGUAUAAGGGUACAGGUUUCAUCACAUGGUAUGAUUUACCAAUGUUGUUUUCUGCUCAUAUAGUUACACUAAUUGUUAAUGACAGACACAGGAGAAAUCAGUCUGCUGUGUGAAAAGACACAGCACACAGAAACCAAAUAC
This is a messenger RNA of Sander lucioperca (pikeperch), 4145 nucleotides long. RefSeq names its product MLX interacting protein. Gene Ontology annotation, cellular component: nucleus. Bases 285 to 2864 code for a protein of 859 amino acids. The record is from RefSeq and is a predicted model, not a curated record. Gene Ontology annotation, biological process: regulation of transcription by RNA polymerase II. Gene Ontology annotation, molecular function: protein dimerization activity; RNA polymerase II cis-regulatory region sequence-specific DNA binding; DNA-binding transcription factor activity, RNA polymerase II-specific. The transcript has 17 exons. NCBI's taxonomy places the organism in Eukaryota, Metazoa, Chordata, Actinopteri, Perciformes, Percidae.